GUACCAAAGUCCUCAUUUUCAAAAACCCAACUCUAUUUAGCAACUUUCUAGAGAGAGAAAACACACACACACUUUUCCACCUUCAUGUGCAAUUGCAAAAAUUCACCCAUUUAGAGAGAGAAAGAAAGCUUAAAGUUUUUGCAUUUGGGUAUAUUUUCUUUCUAUACAUGUGGGAAAGCAAUCAUAUUUGUAAUUGAAUCAAGAAAGUUCAAGGAAGGUGAUUCCGGUUAAAAGAUUGCAAAUUGUUAAUGGAGGCCUGUAGUAUGAGUUAUUCAAGAAACAUGGAUGAUGAGUAUGAGAAGUUUAUUCGACGAAUGAAUCCGCCGAGAGUUGUAAUCGACAACGAAUCCUGCAAGAAUGCCACCAUUAUUCAGGUGGAUAGUGUUAACAGACAUGGUAUACUUUUGGAAGUUGUUCAAGUUCUUACUGAUCUCAAUUUCAUCUUCACAAAAGCUUACAUAAGUUCUGAUGGAGGCUGGUUCAUGGAUGUUUUUAAUGUUACUGAUCAAGAUGGGAACAAAAUCACUGAUGAAGAAGUUUUGGAUUACAUUCAAAAGGCACUUGGUUCGGAAACUAGCUUUACAACAUCAGUUGAUUCAAUCGGGGUCACAUCGUCAACAGAUCACACGGUAAUCGAGUUAAUCGGAAGUGAUAGACCCGGGCUACUAUCCGAACUAUGUGCGGUCCUGACACACUUGAAGUGUAACGUGUUGAACGGUGAGGUUUGGACCCACAACACGCGGGCUGCAUCCGUGAUGCAAGUGACCGACGAGGAGUCAGGGUUAGCCAUUACGGACCCGGAGAAACUGUCUAUCAUAAAAAAAAUGCUUUGUAAUGUUCUUAAAGGUAGCGACAAAGGUAACGAGGCUAAAACGGUGGUCUCUUGUGGCGUGACGCACACUGAAAGACGGCUGCAUCAAAUGAUGUUUGCGGAUAGAGAUUACGAGAGACCGCAGGAGGGUUGUAGUGAAAAUCAAAGGCCUGAUGUUAAAGUUGUGAAUUGGUAUGAUAAAGAUUAUUCGGUUGUUACGAUUAGGUGUAAAGAUAGGCCCAAACUUUUAUUCGAUACGAUUUGUACUUUAACGGAUAUGGAGUAUGUCGUGUUUCAUGGAAAUGUAGACGCUGAAGGGCCCGAAGCUUACCAGGAAUACUGUAUUAGACAUACCGAUGGGUUCCCAGUGAAUUCAGAAGCGGAAAGACAAAGGGUGAUCCAGUGCCUUGAAGCUGCCAUAGAAAGAAGAGUGUCUGAGGGAUUGAAGCUAGAACUUUGCACAACCGAUCGAGUCGGGCUGCUAUCUGAUGUCACACGUAUCUUCCGCGAGAACAGCCUAACUGUCACGCGAGCCGAGGUGACAACACGAGCCGGAAAAGCCAUGAACACAUUCUAUGUUGGUGAUGCUUCAGGAUACCCCAUUGACCCGCGGAUCAUCGACUCUAUCAGGAAAGAAAUCGGGCAGACAAUACUAAAAGUCAAAGGCAACGCUCCAGAAUUUUCGCAAAAUCCUCAAGAAUCACCCAACAGGUUCCUGUUUGGUGGGCUUUUUAAGUCAAAAUCUUUUUGCAAUUUUGGUAUUGUUAGAUCAUACUCAUGAAGUACUAGACACCAGUUUGGUACACAAUUUGUAAAUAUCAAGAAUCAAGAUUCUUGUUUUUGACUUUUGUUGACUUAUUGUGAUUCAACUUGCUUUUCAUGAAAUUGGUGUGAA
Messenger RNA from Helianthus annuus (common sunflower), 1706 nucleotides. RefSeq names its product ACT domain-containing protein ACR4. The transcript has 8 exons. Bases 249 to 1592 code for a protein of 447 amino acids. The record is from RefSeq and is a predicted model, not a curated record. Lineage: Eukaryota; Viridiplantae; Streptophyta; Magnoliopsida; Asterales; Asteraceae.